This is a messenger RNA of Micromonas commoda, 1931 nucleotides long. RefSeq lists its product with no specific name. The coding region runs from base 1 to 1869 and encodes 622 amino acids. The transcript has a single exon. The record is from RefSeq and is a predicted model, not a curated record. Lineage: Eukaryota; Viridiplantae; Chlorophyta; Mamiellophyceae; Mamiellales; Mamiellaceae.
AUGUCGGCAACGCGAUGGGACGACUACGGAAGCGUCCCGCCGCCGACGCCGCUGUUCCGCGACGACGAGACCCGGCGGCGGCGACGCGACUGGGACGACUGGGACGCGAGGGACCGGUACCGAGAUGACGGCCCUUCGCUGUUUUCUGUUACGCUGUUCGGCUUCCUCUUCUUCGCGGCGCUCGUCGGGGUCGGGUACGUCGCGAGCGGGGCGCGCGGGAGUCUGUGGGACAACGGGCCGAGGGCGCGAAACGUGGACCACCGCACGCGCACGGAGGCGGCGGACCUGGGGAUGUGCCAGCCGCAGUGCGACUACGUGAACAACGCAGCGCCGAGAUCGCUCAUAAUCUACAACACCACCUGGCGCGCGGGCCUCGCCGACCGACAGGACAUGUACUCGGGAGUCCUCGCGCAGCUCGCGGCGCUCACCUGCGCGCGCGUCGCGCUCAUGCCUCCGAAGCUCGCGCUAGAUCCCGGGCACAACAACGGCGUGUACAUGCCCUACGAAUGGCGAUGGGACACCUACAUCGCGAACCGAUCGUUGGUGCCGUUCGCGUCGCCGUUAGACGUCGACGCGUACUACGACUACGCGUCGUACGACGAGGAAGCGUUCGACGCGUCUCAUGGCCCUCGCGAACCCGUGCUCAUGGACUGGAGCAACGACGCCGUCGUCAUCGCGAGGGACUACAUGGACCCGUACAAUAACCCGGGGGUGGUCAUCUUCGGAGAUCACGCCGAGGCGCUCACCGACGAUAAGAUCCUGGCGAACCUGCGGCGGGCGAUCGAGUGCGCGCGGAACGGCGUGCCUUUCAUCUGGAAGAUGAACUUCGAGAUCGCUUGGGGGCCGAGGUACGACUGGUGGGUGCGCGAGUUCGUGGGCGACGAUGCCGGUAAAGCCGGGUUGAUGUACGCGGUGAAACAGGCGUCGCUCGAGCGGGAGCUUCGAGCGUUCGGCGCGUUGGAUCCCGGCGUGGGUCUGCGCGAUUGCACCCUCGCGGAGGUGACGACGUCCGACGUCAUCGACAGGCUCGCGGAUAUCGCCACCGCGCGCGCCCUCUCCGCGUCGGGUCUCGGCAGGUCCGUCGAGGAUCCCGCCGGGGAUCCCGCCGGGGAUCCGGGGGCGGCGGAUCCCGGGGACGCCAAGUUCGCGGCGCUGCACGCGAGGCGCGGCGACGAGCUCGCGUGGUGCGAUACGUCCCCCGGGGCGUUGGACGACUUCGUCGAGUGCGCGCUGGCCAACGCGACGGACCCGGACGUCCGCGCGGGCAAGGUGCCCGUGAUUUGGUUCACGGACGACUCGGAGGAGUGGUACUGGAACGAGUCGACGGCUUCGAUGCGCGCCGGCAUGCUGCGGUACAUCCGAAGGGACGGGGGCGAUCACUUCCCCGGAGUGGUGUACGGCGAGAGUCUGGUGAACGCGACCGUGGAGGAGAUGCUGGUGCGGGUGGCGGACGAGAUGGGCGUCGACGUCGGGGGUUUCGGCACGGACAGGCGUCACGCCGGCGAUAACUACCUCCGGUAUCAAAUCGGAGUCGAGAUGAUGCAACGAGCAGAGGCCAACGCGGAUGCCUACUGGAACAUCCACUACUCCUACCGCGGCGGUAAGCCGUUCAAGUACGGGACGUGCGCUAGGGGGCGCGGGCACCCGUGCGCCCGGGACGGGCCCGUGCUUCGCAUGGCCAGGGGCGAGGAGGAUGCGCUGGCCGAGUUUGACCACCUGCUGGACGUCGGGAACAACGCGUACCUGGUGGGCGGCGUCGAGCUGCAGAGGGAUCGCGAGGCGCUGAAAGCCAACGCCACCGCGAACAUCACGACGAACACUGACCCCGGGGGGGUCGUGACGGCGGGGAGGGACGAGAAUGAUGGGUAAAUAGCGCGCCACCCUCGCGAGGGGGACGCCGCACCUUCGUUAACCGUAAUAGAUAUUUUUCC